UCAAUAAUGUCAUAAUAGCGGAUGUAUGUGACGUCAAUGAUGUAUGUCUAUAUUUGGAAUUCCAAAUGCUCAAGAGUGACAAGAGAGUAGAUUCAUGGAUAUAUUGACUAAAUUAAAAACCGAUGCAAACAUGGGGCCGAUUUUAGCUCUCAAGGUCUCUAGCUCUUUGUGGCCCUUUACCGUCAGUUGUUGACGUCUCAAUAUGAGUGAAAAAUUCUCGUGGGGACAUAAAAAGAAACAAACAAAAUCAGUGCAGUGUAUUAAGGGACACCGAUUAAACGAUAAGAUUGCAGUUUUAUAGCAUACAGAGUUUCUUUUCUUCCGUGUGAUAUAAAUCGUGGAAGUAUUUCAUGAGUUUUUGAACAGGAAGUUGUGUCUCUCCUUCAGUGAAAACGACUACAAUUUACUAACACGACAAAAAGUUAUAAUGCAAUAUAAAAUUGACAAAUUUGGGUGUAUUUAUAUGUCUAAUCAAUUCAAUUUAUGCUAGGCUUUUGAUGUCCGUAAACGAUUAUUGUUACAUCUGUAACACAACACAUGGCCAUUGACUGAUCAGAAUCUACAACAGCUGCGACAGUGUCCUGGGAGGAAAAGCCCGCUGAAGAUCACCUACAGGUGAUUGCUUAUUUAUACAGAGUGUCAUCCUGUACGCCUGUUCGUGAUCUGUUGCCUUGGGGUCUGGCUGGCACUACUGGGGUGCUGCUGUACACUGAACGGCUCGCUACAUAUUGGAUGUACACUGAGAGGUAAGUUCUUUGAUCGCGCCUGGAUUGUGGUAGUGAUUUUUGCUGUAUUCCUCGGCGGGAACGGAAAUUAUUUUUUUUUUUAAAACAUUUCCAUUGAACUGGAUGUUAAUCCUCUAAAACAGACGGAUAGAAUAUUCUCUACUGAGGGACCCAGUUUCAUCUGAUUUUCGAUUCCCUUUACGAGUGACCGUGGGAUUUUACAAUAUCACGUGGGAAAAACAGUCAGCUUUCUGUUGCGGCCAAAUGAUUUGCUCACGGCGGUGGUUUGUAUCGUAAAAACCUAAAUAAUAAGAUUAACUAGAUUGUUUUGAAGAAUAUACUCGGAGAAAAAUCCUUUAUUGAUCAAGGAUCUAAUAUUUUGUACGUAAGAGUUGUGAUGGAAAGUCUCAAUGCACCUGCGAACUGAUGCAUGAUAACGAAUUCAUUAAACGUAUCAAUCGAUUUUGACAUUGUUUGGGAAUAUUGGCUCACUGUGAGUGGAACUAUGUCUUUCUAUUGAAGAGCUUCUAGUAUACGACAUUUAUUUCUGAUCCCAAUACUUACUUCGGAAAUCUUUAAACAUCUAUUUAUCACUUUCCCCCAUGACUGGUUAGACUGAACUUUAGAAAUAGUCUUAUUACAAGGAUUCCUACAGAUAAAUCAUGAGUUUGGAGAUUCCAGAUGGAUUGGGAGAUCUGCUGCGUGAUUUUACUGUGGCUGUCUUGCGUGAUAAGCCAAAUGAUCUCUAUGACUUUGCGGUUGAUUAUUUUUCCAAGGUUAAGGAAACCAGGAAACCAAAAUCUAUUCCUAUGUAUGUGAUUGUGGAUGAAGAUGACGAGGGGGCAGGGGAACCAGAUAAAGAACAGUUCAAACCUAAAACUCGAAAGUAUAAUCGUUAUGCCAGGCGUCAGUCGGUGUCUGCGGAAAGGUAUGAUCCGGAAGCGGAUGACGAUGACGAAGAUAAGGUAAUAUAUCCAAAAACGGACGGGCAGCGAGAACGUCUUACAGAAGCAGUAUGUGGCAUUCUUCUUUUCAGAUGUUUAGAACCAGAACAAAUGCAGGAUGUCAUUGACGCCAUGUUCGAGAAGUCGGUAAAACCCGGUGAGUACGUUAUUCACCAAGGGGAUGAUGGUGACAAUUUUUACGUCAUUGAUCACGGUCUUUACGAUGUUUUGGUAAAUGUUAAUGACCAGGAAAAGAAAAUACAUCGUUUUGACAAUAGGGGUAGUUUUGGAGAAUUAGCUUUGAUGUACAACAUGCCGCGUUCUGCGUCCAUUGUGGCUGUAUCUGAUGGAGUUUUAUGGGCCAUGGAUAGAAACUCGUUUCGGAGGAUCAUUUUGCGAAGUGCAUUCAAGAAGAGAAAAAUGUACGAAGAACUUUUAGAAAAUGUCACCAUGUUAAAAUCUCUGGAACCAUAUGAACGAAUGAACCUUGCAGACGCGCUGGUGACUAGAAAUUUCUCGGAUGGCGAAACAAUUAUAGCACAAGGCGAUGAAGCUGACGGUAUGUAUUUCGUGGAAUCCGGGAUGAUUCGGGUUACUAUAAAUCAUCCGGAAGGUGGCGAGGAGGAAGUUGGGCGUCAUGGAGCUGGAAAGUACUUCGGGGAACUUGCUCUCAUUGAAAACAAACCUAGAUCAGCGAAUGUGUACGCGAUAGGAAAAGUAAAAGUCGCAUUUCUAGAACGUGACUCCUUCGAAAGACUUUUAGGUCCAUGUCUUGACAUUAUGAAAAGAAAUUCAGAAAUUUAUAAAAACUAUACUGAAACUUCCUGAAUGCUGAAUGUAAGAGAGAAAUUGUAUUCAUUAUCGUAGAGGACAUGGCAACGAUAAAGAUUCAGACAGGAAAUUCAUGAUACCAAUAUUUCUGUUCAUAUUUCUGACAAUACCAUCCCAUUUGUGGCCGAUCUUGCGUUAGUGUUGAAUUGCCAAUAUUAUAGACUGACGUGAUUAUAUGGAAUGUGAAGUCAAAGAAUUUUAUGAUGAACGGAUUAAUCUUUAAUUUUCACGUUUUGUUUAUUCUCUCCCAUUGACGUUCUCGGAUACUGCAACACGUCGUGCUCGAUUCUUACAGCUAGAUAAAAAAACAAGGCGAUGAGGUGUACUCGAUUCCCAGUCUAAUAGCUAGAGCACAACAAACUGAAGUUUUUCAGUCAUCUUCCUAAUUGAAGUAGUGCUUGUAUCGAUUUUGUAUUAUUCCCAUUCCCCUUAUAAAGUAUUCAUGCGUUACAUCCGACUGUCAACCUAACGGUGCUUCACUUUGUUAUAAAUUGAUAAUUAAUUUUGAAUAUUGUGAAUAACUGUAUAUCAAUAAAGUACGUCAUGUUCGCCAAUUCUA
Molecule: messenger RNA, 3059 nt
Organism: Ostrea edulis (European flat oyster)
Lineage: Eukaryota; Metazoa; Mollusca; Bivalvia; Ostreida; Ostreidae
Product: cAMP-dependent protein kinase type II regulatory subunit-like
Exons: 4
Coding region: 1388-2497 (369 amino acids)
Biological process (GO): regulation of protein phosphorylation
Cellular component (GO): cAMP-dependent protein kinase complex
Molecular function (GO): cAMP-dependent protein kinase regulator activity
Source: RefSeq, a predicted model, not a curated record